This is a messenger RNA of Mercenaria mercenaria, 3712 nucleotides long. RefSeq lists its product as uncharacterized. The coding region runs from base 22 to 1119 and encodes 365 amino acids. The transcript has 13 exons. Gene Ontology annotation, cellular component: cytoplasm. Lineage: Eukaryota; Metazoa; Mollusca; Bivalvia; Venerida; Veneridae. Gene Ontology annotation, biological process: negative regulation of protein kinase activity; neurotrophin TRK receptor signaling pathway; negative regulation of TOR signaling. The record is from RefSeq and is a predicted model, not a curated record.
GAAAAAAAAACAACUAAAAAGAUGGUAUUAUUGGCCUGUAAAUGUCUCAACAUCAAGCUCUUUAUAAAGCAUACAGAGAAUGAAUAUAGACUAGCGAACGAACAGAAUCUCAAGGGUGAUUAUAUACCAACUGGAUUUUUUCCGUCGGGUGAAGUUGAAGUUGAAUUAGACACAAAAGGAAUUUUGCAGGAACAUGGUUACCUAGUACAUCGCCGUAAGCAUGGCAACUACUUGGUGUUCCGAUGUCUCAAUUGUGGUAUGGAUGCCUAUGCUAUGCACAUGAAUGGUUCUCCAAUUGUUGUAAAUAAUCAGCUGCUGAGCGACGCUACUUCCAUAGACAGAUUGAAGCAUUCACCAGAAUAUUCCUGUGUGUUUCAUAUGGUGCUGCAAAACAAGGAUACUCAGUUUUCAGGAUCAAUGCCAGACCCGAAGUCGUCUAGCUAUGAGAAUGUACAGUCAACAUUGAACUCUAUACAGAGACAGCUGACAGAUUUCAUUAUCCAGGAGGAAGCUGCUGUAGACGAAAGGAUCAGAGCAUUUGAAGAGGCCCAGAGAGAAGCUUUCCAAGGAUUGCAGACAAAACUGAAAGAGGAGAAGAAGCAAAUGAUCAGUCUGUUGUUGACAUCUGCACAGUUUGAGACUAACAAUACAGAAGAGACACAAAGAAAAGAUUCUUCAAAGAGAUUAACAGAAGCAAGAAAAUCACCAGCUAAAAAGAAAACAGUGAGCCGUGUGAAGUCAUUACCUCCCAUGAUGGAAAAAGAUCCAGAUGAUCCACUGUUUUCAUUUGAUGGGAUGGAAAGUGAGGAACCCUUCUAUCAGGAUUCUUCCUCAGAUGAGAAUGAAGAUGAUGAAUCAUUUGUUACCGAGCUGCCAAGGACGAGAUCGAAACCAGAAAUGAUGUAUUCCUCCUCGGUACCAGUUUCUGUGCCAGCCUGGAACCGGCAACACCGAACUGACUUCCUCGACGAAUCAGAGGAUUUGACGCCAUCAGAGCCUGAUCAGAUUGCUGCCAGUAUGCAAGCAUUGGCUCAACAAAGUAUUACGGAUGACAAUCGAUACAUCUUUGGAGACCGCCCUCGACCGAGACUCAAUACGGGAGAUUUUAAUAACCGAUGAGCUGUUUAUCCUCCCGCCAUUCUUCCAUUUGUGAUGUGAUGUAUAAAACCUGCUGGAAAUGAAAGCAACAUUUUUAUAAAUAAUUGACACAGACUCGCAUUAAGUUUGAUGUGGUUUCCAUUAAACACAAAGAGAAAAUCUCAGGACAGUAUGAGAUAAGAGAACCAUGAGAUAUAGAAAAAUAUUUGUAAAGAUAUUAAUGGUGCAGGAAAAAAGUGCUAUUUGUUUCAACUAGGAGUGUGACAGUGAGUUUUUGACAGUAUGAUACGAAUGUCAAGUUUAAAACAAAAACACCAAGAUGAGUUGUGAAUUAGAAAUAAUAACAAUCAUUGAACUGUAUAGGAAAUACAGUGUGUAAAUUUGUGAAAAAGAAAAAUUUGUUUGCUUCAUAUGAUAUUAAUGCUUACUUCUACAGUUUAAGGUCACGGACAAAAUCAGCAACAGUUCCCCCAACGUAUUUUUGUACUGUCACACCUGUGUUAAAAGACACUUUUGAACAGAGAAAACCUGUCUUUAUUGACUGCUAGUUUUAUAUUUGAUUCAGUUUGAUACACUGGUUUUUAACCUGUAAAUAGAGAUCAUUAAUUGGCUCAACCAAGCAUGGAUUUAUAAAUUUGUUUGACUGUAUAUAUUAUUUUCAUUUAUAAAAUGAAUAAUGUUCCAGGUUGGAAAGAAAGAAGGUUUUGAUAUGUAAAUAGAAACGAGCUGAGUGUGAUGUACAGAUACCAUGUAAAAUAUUUUGAUUACAUUUUUAACUUCUACAUGCAAGAACUGAAUAUAAUAUACUCCAACAUGAGCAGCUGUACUGGGUGUAGAUGAUAAGUAUUCUGCAUUUUGAUAAUUGUGUAAUAACAGUGUCUUUAGACUUGUAGAAGUACAUUUAGAUGCUGGUAAGAUCUGCGUCUUGUAUACCAGUAAACAGUGAAACUUUACAAUGUCUCGCAUUUUGCCUUUCUAUCAAGAUGGUCAGGGAAACACCAAGUGCCAGAAAAGUGCAUUUUUACAUUUCAUUUGCUUACGCAGUAAAGUGGAUAAAGUGCUUGAUUUUGCAUUUUGAGACAAAGAUUAUCUUUUUAUGCUUGUUAGUAAUCAUGAUGUACUUAUGUGUAACAACUGCUUAUACAGUAAAACUUGAAAAAAAAAUAAUGGUGCUUUCUGGAUAAGAUUACGGAUGCUUUGAAACAGCGGUCUGUGCUUUAUUUCACUGACGGAUGCAUUUUGUACAUAAAGCUUUGUGCUGAGUGUGGUUGACAAAGUCGGUAAAUCUGUGCAGACUGCAUAUGGGCAUUUUGAUGUACUGUGUAUCAUUCAUUUCAUUGUCAUAGACAUUGUGUUUUUGACCCAGAUUACUGCUUUUAUUACACGGGACAUGAAAUUGUGGAGAGCACAUUUUUAAAGUAAAAUUAAAGGGAAGAUUUCUGUUUGAUAAUAUUUAAUUUUGCAUGCUGAAUCAGCAAAACCCAAAACAAGUCCCCCUGGAUUACUGAUUUCACAGUUAGUCAUUUCUUUGAAUUCUCUAGUGUACAAGAGGGUUUCAUAUAGGACUGAGGAGAGGGGGAAUUUUUAUGCAUUUAUAUAUGAAUGUCAGAUCAUUUCAGUAAAAGGACACCACAUCAUAUAGCAAAUGUUGUAGGUUACUGUCAUUCGAACGCUUUGGUUUAGCAGUUUUUUUUGAUGGACUGAGGUUUGACUUAUUAUUGUUUUAUCUUUAAACAACAUUUCCCAAACCCAAACUUGUAAGAAAUAUUACACAUUGGUUUUCAUUAGUUUUCUCAGAUUUUUACAGUUACAAUUUAGAAACUUACCAUGAAAACUAUUAAGAUAAAUCUGACAUUAAUGUUAUUUCAGUUUGACCCACAUUCAGAAACCAUACAUGAUUUUGGUAGAGGACUUGCAGUGAAUGAUGGUACAUAUAGUUACAUGUGGAAAUAAGUUUGUUUCGCAUGGUUUGAGUAAAUUAUUUUUACAUAACUGGCCUAAUCAUCAAGAUCUUUGUACAUUCAGACCAAUUUUCCAGUUUGGUUGUCAGUUACUGAAUACUUUUAUCCAUAAAAAGAGAGAAUUCAACUUUAAUAUGGGUACCCAUAAUUGUAGUAAAUCUCUAUAUAUGAGCUACUGCUCCUCUCAUAUUUAGGAUAAAAGGGAUUACCUGUACAUUUUGAAUGUAAAAUUGCAAUGUUUUGAAUUUUGACAUCCCAGAAACUGCCUGAAAUUAAACAUGAAAGCCUGUAUUCAUAUAUUGUGAUAUGGUGCUUAAACUCAAAGAGUGAGUCAAGGCAUUGAAAUAGGCACUUUAUUAUGACAAAAUAUGUACCCAUACAAGCUAUGCCUAUCCGUACAAGUAUGAUACUCCAACCACUAAGAUUUUUCUAAGGAACUUAAAAUCAUGUAGAAAUUUAAUUUCUGCAGUAAUUUUAGGAACUGAAAAUAUAUUUGCAGUUUUUCUGGGUCCAACAAGUUUUGAACGGUGUAAGAUAUAAUUAUUACUUUGUUGCAAGUCUUUUGUUGGUAGUUUUUUUCCCUUCACAUGCUAUGCCACAUUUGUAUGAUAGACAUUGGAAAAAGAUUGUUUAUGAAUAAAAUGAAAAAUUUC